CUGAAGGCCAGCGCCAGCCGCAGGAAGAGCUUUGACCAUGGUCGUAGGGACGAUGCCGCCGCCAUCGGCACCUGAAGAUAAGGAAGAGCUGCGAGUCGAGGCUCGACGUCAGCGCGAAAUCGAGCGUUACAAGAAACUGGGGCCUGGUCGUCUUCGUAGCAUUGGGGCGAAUAUCGUCGGUGUGAAGAACCAAAUCGAGGAACGAGAACGUCAGAAUGAAGCAGAUCGCGACGCCAAACGCGUCAGUGAAGAGGAAGACGCAGCCAUCCGACGCUAUUUGCUCCAGGUCGAGUCGGAAGACGCACUGUCCAAGCGUCGAGAGGUCCUGACACUGCGCAACGACUGGGAUCUACAAACUGCCAAAAUACAGCAGGCCCGUGCAGAGUUCGCCGCGACCCGAGCCGUGAGCAUUGACCCCGACACUUGUGCUCAAGGAGCUGCGCAGAAGUUCGACGGCGAAGACCUCGCUCGACUUGAGCGUAUCCGCUUACAGGCGAUGCAGAUGAAGCAGUGGUCGAUUCAGAAAAUGGCCGAAGACGCUCAACGCAAUGCGCACGAGAACGCAGAUAUGGCCGCGUACAUGGCACAGCUCUUCGAGAUCGAGCGACUGAUGGAGGAACUGCACCGAGGCAACGAGCGUGACCGAGCAGCGGCGGCGGCAGAGAUCAGUCGAUUCAACCAGCGUCUGUUAGCUCUGCAGCGUCAGGACGAGAGUGAUCGUCGUCGACUAGAGCAGGAAGAGAACGCUCGCGAGAUUCAGCUCACACUGGAGAGCCAUCUCGUGAGUGAGAACCCACUGCAAGCCACGCUUCCUGGAGUGUCUUUGGAUCACCGAGUCCGAGUAGACCACUGGAAAGGGUUCUCUGGAGAGCAGACUAAGUAUUUCCUUCGACAAAACGACGACAUUAUGGCGGAAAACGCCCGUCGCAGACAGCAAGAACGAGAGCAGGCCGAGGGGGAGUCCAGAGCCCAACGUGAGAUACAACGCACACUCGCGCACGAAGAGUUUCUGACUCAACAACGACGCGCGCAGAUGGAAAUGGACGUCCGAGCCACUCAGCAGCGACAGGCUAAACUGGCAACGGAACGCGAGAAAUCGAACGAUGACCGGGCACGCGGCAAGAUCGACCCUAGCUUCUUCCAGAGAUUCGGUCGAACGUAUCGUUGA
Phytophthora infestans T30-4 is the source of this 1168-nucleotide messenger RNA. RefSeq lists its product as uncharacterized. Lineage: Eukaryota; Oomycota; Peronosporomycetes; Peronosporales; Peronosporaceae. Bases 38 to 1168 code for a protein of 376 amino acids. The record is from RefSeq and is a predicted model, not a curated record. The transcript is spliced from 2 exons.